Messenger RNA from Aspergillus niger, 261 nucleotides. RefSeq lists its product as hypothetical. The record is from RefSeq and is a predicted model, not a curated record. The transcript has 2 exons. Lineage: Eukaryota; Fungi; Ascomycota; Eurotiomycetes; Eurotiales; Aspergillaceae. The coding region runs from base 1 to 261 and encodes 86 amino acids.
AUGAAAGCAUUCAAUCUACUUAUACCCAUCCCCAGUUACGAUCAUAGCAAUUACAAAACCCAACUGGAUGGUUUAAGGUCAUCUGUUUAUUUGGGCAGAUCCGGAUUUUACUACGGAAAUCCUGCAGCUACUCUGCCUGGAGCGCAGGAUUCGGCUGGAGGUAACGCCAAUUUGGAUUAUAUGCAACACACCGACUCUUGGUUUUUCUUGUUCGACUCGAAACCUUCCUCCGAGGAGACUCCAGACUUCGACAGGAGGUAA